AUGAAUGAGGUCAAAUUGGCGAUAUGGAUGGGAUUGAGUGGAUGGAUGAUUGGUGAAGCGAGUGCCACUCCGUCCGUCUAUCAAUGUCCCUUUGUUGCCGAUCCAAGAAUGUUGCUCAUGCCAGGAGAAUAUUGUGGUCGCGGCUCAUUUCUACACUAUUGGAGUUGCUGUGAGGACAAUCUCUUUCAGUGUUGUUUCCAUUUUGAAACCUGGACAAUAGUAAUAUUUGCAUUGAUUUGUAUCGGCGCUCUUGCCGGGAUGAUCUUUUGGGUGAUGCGAGCUUUGCUACAAAGUGGAUCGAAU
Molecule: messenger RNA, 303 nt
Organism: Mesorhabditis belari
Lineage: Eukaryota; Metazoa; Nematoda; Chromadorea; Rhabditida; Rhabditidae
Source: the annotation of a GenBank genome assembly